AUGCACGCGACCCGAUGGCGGCAGCACCAUCUGCAGCCACAGAAUGAUAAUGGACGACGACGAGGAAGGGCAACAGGAGAGUCAACAGAGAACAUUCGUAAAGGCCUACUGGCAGAUAUCCGGACGAAAGUCUCCAAAGCUCAACCGAUCGAUUCCAUUGAGGUAUACGGAGAUCGCCUGGAAAAAUGUGUGAUCGACUCUAAGGAGAGAAGCCAAACACUGCUCCACUGGAUCGUGACGCAAGUCGAGACUCAAGACCGCGAAGCGCCUGAUGCCGAGGACUUCAAGCUUGCGGCCCAAAAAAUGGUGCAAUUGGCGAUGAAGUUCAAUGACAAGUUGAUCAGCGAAGUCGACAAUGCUGGAGAAACGGCGCUACACCAUGCUCUUACCUCACACGAUGACAGGGUUUCCUCCCUAAUUGAAACGAUGUGCGAUCACGAUGGGGGCAAGGAGUAUCUGCAACGCGCAAUUGCUCACGCCAACAACGAUGGGGACAAUUGCUUACACUUGGCAAUUGACCACAGGCCUGAUAUUGCUGAAAAGCUCAUAUCUAUCGCAAAUGAGGCAGCCUUCUGCCAAAAGCGCUGUCGUAACAAAAAGCACAUCGGCCAAGCAUCGCCCGAUCAUGGCAACACGCCCCUUCACGAUGCUGUGAGUUACGAACGCGGUGUCAUCAAUAAACCCCAUUGUCUCAAUCCCACGAACGGUAAUCAAUGCGAACGCUGCCACGUUCUCACCAUGGAAUACAAUCAGGCGGUGUCCGACGCUACAAUGCUCGUUAUAAGGCUAAUUGAGCGGUGCGACAAAGCAUUGAAGAUCAAGAAUGACAAUGAUGAGUCACCCUUCUUAUACUAUCUCCGAACCAAAGCAGAAUUCCAACCGGAAGAGGCGAACAAGAACUCUGUAGCGGCAUUCCGGGAGCCUACAGCCUGCUGCGCAAGCCCCAACAACGAGGCCUCAAUGAGUAUAGAGAGUCACCUCAUCGAGUCGGCUUUUUUUGUUGGUGGAUUCAAAGAUGCAUGCGCCUGUUUCUUUGGGGAUAAAGCUGAUCAGGAUGGCAAGAGUUGGCCUUUGAGACCAGGUUAUCCAAUCAUGGUGAAGUCGCACGAAACGUAUAAACAAUUCAUUCCUCAGGGCACACAUGUUAUAUCUCACGUGGACCUGCAGAUUGGCAGGUCCGCGUCUUCUCAAACUGAUAAGCCUACCCACCCGGCAGUACGGAAGGGAGGAGGAAGCAGCACUGUUUUACGACAAGAAAUCGAGCCCGCCAACGAACAUGGAGAUGAUGAUGAUCGCAUCAUUGCCCAGUGGCAGAACGAUAUGCUAUCGUUAACCAAAAUUUUCAAGAUGCUGAAGCAGCAGGGCGUGAAACGAAUCCUCAAAGUCACUAUCAAGGACAACUCAAAACGGCCAUGUAGCGACCAAGUCAUUCAACAAUGCCUCGCAGGUUUCGACGUCCGGUAUCUGGACUGGAACAAACCGGACUUGAGCGUUAGCAUCAUUUGUGCCUCAUGCCCAAAAAUUGCGGAGUUGACACUCUAUUCUUCCGGGCGUAGAGCUGUUCUGGAAAGCUGGGCAUCCAAUACGGGCCUUUGCAGGUUACGACAACUACUGCGCGUGAAUCUGGAAACCGUAGCAGGCUUGGAGGAAUACGGUGUCUAUAAGACAAUAGUGGAUGGCUUCCAGACAGAGUUGAUCGAGAACAUACAGCUCAUACGACGGAAGUUGGUCCUUGCAUCGAUCAUGGAGACGUGUGAGCUAGAAAUUCAAGACCUCGAAGACUAUGUCCGAAACCUUGCCAUAUCCAACGAGAAUGGAGACGACCCGGACCCCUACCCAGAGAUGCUUGAAGACAAAAGGAAGAAAAUCGAAACAUAUCGAAAAGACUUGGCUUCACUAGAAAGAGAGGGCGCGAAUCUUGAAGCUCAACGUUUGAAUCUCCUCUUGGGUAACACCGGCGUCGCUACGGUCACUGCUGCCAACGCUGUGUCGCAUGAAUUUGGAAAAAACGGGGGAGAUGGCAAUUCUGAUGGCAACAAUAGACCACCGGCGGAUAAGGGCAAGUUAUUCGAUGGCUUGAAUUUCAGGGAAAUACCCACUGCGACAUCUCGGAAAUGGCUGUAUGGCGCUGAUUACGAUGUAGCUUCCACUAUGGGGUCAAGGCUAUGCAAGACCACCACCAAAGUGGACGACUACAGCCCUGGAAGCAUUGUGAGUCUCGAGUUCGAAGCAAAAAUCUUCAUGGAAUCGCCCACAUCGAGCCAUCAAGGAACUGUGCGGACGGUGACCAAUAGCGAUGGCACGAUAAUUGAGGUCUCUACCGCCUUAUUUGUCCGGAAAUGGGUACAGACACCCGAGAUUGAGAAAUGGGAGCCAGUCAAGGUGGCACUCAUUGAUGAUGGCAUCGACAUCCGUCAGUUUGAACAUUCCGUGCAUCAUCCGGGAUGGCCACCUGCAAAACCGUACAGCGAUGAGAAACUGUGGUAUCAUUCAGAAAGGGGCCAUGGCACCAUAAUGGCCAAGAUGAUCUACAAGAUGUGUCCGCGCGUGGAGCUCUUUGUUGCCAAAUUGGCCGACUUCCACGAUCCCAAGAAGCUUGACAAUGCCGACAAGGCUGCAGAUGCUAUUGCAUGGGCAAUCGAGAACAGAGUCGACAUCAUCUCCAUGAGCUGGAGUUUGGUGGCAUCAGACGACAACAAGGACGGGAUAAGCAAAUUGGAGCGAAAGAUCAAAGAAGCCGCUGAUGCGAAAAUCCUCUUGUAUUGCGCGGCUGCCGACAAAGCAGGCUUUGUCAAGAAUGACACCCUGUUCCCGCACAGCAGCAGGACACCUUACAUCAGGAUUGUUGGCUCAGCGAAGGAGACAGGCGGCGAGUCGACUUUUGUUGAUCCCACCCAAGUCCAUUAUCUGUUUCCCGGAGAGCGAAUCCCUGAUCUUGGAGAGACCAAGGGCAGCUCGGUCGCCACUGCUCUCGCCGCCGGCUUCGCUGCCCUCAUUCUCUGGUGUUUCAGGAGCAAAGGCGAGAGCGACAAAGACAUAGCUGACCCAGACGGCAUGCACAUCGUCUUCCAGAGCCUGGUAAAGCAUCCAAACAAGUGGGUCAACGUAGCGAAUCUGCUUGGAAUUGAUAGCGUUGAGGAUGUGGAUGAAGUUAUUAAAUGGUGCAAGUCAGCUCUUUAUGCUGAAAAUAGGCGAUAG
Molecule: messenger RNA, 3198 nt
Organism: Trichoderma reesei QM6a
Lineage: Eukaryota; Fungi; Ascomycota; Sordariomycetes; Hypocreales; Hypocreaceae
Exons: 6
Coding region: 1-3198 (1065 amino acids)
Biological process (GO): proteolysis
Molecular function (GO): serine-type endopeptidase activity
Source: RefSeq, a predicted model, not a curated record